This is a messenger RNA of Fulvia fulva, 492 nucleotides long. RefSeq lists its product as uncharacterized. The record is from RefSeq and is a predicted model, not a curated record. The transcript is spliced from 2 exons. Bases 1 to 492 code for a protein of 163 amino acids. Lineage: Eukaryota; Fungi; Ascomycota; Dothideomycetes; Mycosphaerellales; Mycosphaerellaceae.
AUGGCGAAUGUCCCGGUGUAUCCUGGACUGCAUCAGGCCGGAACGCAGGGGCCUGCUACCUCAAACCCAACACCGCCAUCCUUCGCGCCGCUGACGAGAGUGUUUGAGGCGAACGGAACGCUCUAUACGGAUUCUGUGUAUACCGAUGCAUUGGUGGAUCAGUACCUCAUUACUUGCGGAUCUGAGCUUGUGGAGGAAAUGAAUGGGACGGUCACGGAGCAGCCAAGUCUACAGGCGUGUAUCAAUGAUUGCCAUGAGGAUCCUGACUGUGAUGGAGUGACGUGGAGACCUGGUGGCGAGGAAGUGCGAGGUUGCUUCCAUAAGUCGGUCAAUGCAGUUGCGCAGGUUGCGGCUGUGAACUAUUGGUCGGCGCAGAAGGUCUACGAUGAUGGAGCGGCCGAUGAUGGCGAGGUUGUUUCGCCUACGGCUCCAGAAGUGCCGAUCGAGGAUCCUGGCAAUGGUGAUGAAGACAAUGCUGCCUUGUCGGCUUAG